AUGGCAACACCGCCAGAGUCGCCGGUCGAGGAGCAUGCGUACGAGCUGGAGCCGAGCCGGACGCCGAAGCCCAUACCUGUCGCCCUCGAGGAGCUCUGCAGGCAGACCAAAUUCUCCAAACAGGAGAUCAGGGUCAUGUACAGAGGCUUCAAGACCGAAUGCCCAGAUGGCGUGGUCCACGAGGAGUCUUUCAAGGACAUCUACGCCAAGUUCUUCCCCCACGGAAAUUCUGCACUGUAUGCGCACUACGUGUUCAAAGCUUUCGACGUGAACUGCAGCGGGGCCAUCAGCUUCAGAGAGUUGCUGGUCACGCUGUCCACCCUGCUCCGGGGUUCCGUUUACGAGAGGCUGCGCUGGGCGUUCCGCUUGUACGACGUGGACGGCGACGGCGCCAUCACGCGGCAGGAGCUGGCCGAGGUGGUGGUGGCGGUCCACGAGCUGCUGGGCAGGCGAGCCCCACCGGGGUCCCCGGCGGCGAGGCUAGACGACGCGAAGGCCAACGAGCAGGUGGACAGGGUGUUCAGGAAGCUGGACCUGAACCAGGACGGCGUGAUCACAAUCGAGGAGUUCCUGGAGUCGUGCCUGAAGGAUGACGUCAUAACUCGCUCACUGCAGAUGAGAUCGGUGAAGCGUGUCGUGCUCCACGCGCCCUGCGUCUGCAGGGUGGACAAGUGGCGGGGCCUCGCCGCCGCCGCCCGCCUCUUCGCCCACGAGGGGGCGCGCUAUCUCGCCGCCUUCGACCGCUUCUACCGGCGCGCGCUGAUGCCGAGGAUCAAGAGCGUCAUGUUUUUCCAUUUC
Iphiclides podalirius (scarce swallowtail) is the source of this 798-nucleotide messenger RNA. The record is from the annotation of a GenBank genome assembly. NCBI's taxonomy places the organism in Eukaryota, Metazoa, Arthropoda, Insecta, Lepidoptera, Papilionidae.